Molecule: messenger RNA, 2060 nt
Organism: Rhodamnia argentea
Lineage: Eukaryota; Viridiplantae; Streptophyta; Magnoliopsida; Myrtales; Myrtaceae
Product: 4-coumarate--CoA ligase 2-like
Exons: 7
Coding region: 170-1807 (545 amino acids)
Molecular function (GO): CoA-ligase activity
Source: RefSeq, a predicted model, not a curated record
AUAUUACCCGCAACCAAAACUCAAACCAAACCUCAGGGAAGGACAGGAGCCACAACCAAACGCUCACCUUCUCAUCUUCUUCCAAUCAUCAAUCUCUCUCCUCCUUCUCUCUCUCUCUCUCUCUCUACAUUAGAAUCUUUUUCAUUCAAUUCUCCUUCACGCCGCAACAAUGGAGGCCACCAAGCCAUUGGACCAGCCCGGCGAAUUCGUCUUCCGGUCGAAGCUCCCGGACAUCCACAUCCCCGACCACCUCCCACUGCACGCCUACUGCUUUGAGCACAUCUCUGAGUUCGCAGACCGCCCCUGCGUCAUCGACGGGGCCACCGGCAGGACCUACACCUACGCCGAGGUCGAGCUGACGUCCCGCCGGGUUGCGGCGGGCCUCGACGGGCUCGGCGUCGGCCAGGGCGAUGUGAUCAUGCUGCUCCUCCAGAACUCCCCCGAGUUCGUCUUCACGUUCCUUGGCGCGUCCUACCGCGGUGCCGUCAGCACGACCGCGAACCCGUUCUACACCCCUGCCGAGAUCGCCAAGCAGGCCUCGGCUUCCCGGGCCAAGGUCGUGGUCACGCAGGCCGCGUACGCCGAGAAGGCGAGGCAGUUCGCGGAGGAAAAUGGGGUCAAGAUCGUGUGCAUCGAUACCGCGCCAGAGGGUUGCCUGCACUUCUCGGAAUUGAUUCAGGCGGACGAGAACGCGGCACCCGCAGUGGAUGUGAAACCCGACGACAUCCUGGCGCUUCCCUAUUCGUCGGGCACGACGGGGCUCCCAAAGGGGGUGAUGCUCACGCACAGGGGUCAAGUGACGAGCGUGGCGCAGCAAGUUGACGGCGACAACCCAAACUUAUACUUCCACAAGGAGGACGUGAUCCUGUGCGUGCUCCCCUUGUUCCACAUAUACUCCCUCAACUCGGUGAUGUUCUGCGCGCUCCGCGUCGGCGCGGCGAUCCUGAUCAUGCAGAAGUUCGAGAUCAUGGUGCUGAUGGAGCUCGUGCAGCGGUACCGGGUGACCAUCAUGCCCAUCGUCCCGCCGAUCGUGCUGGAGAUCGCCAAGAGCCCCGAAGUGGACCGGUAUGACCUGUCGUCGAUCAGGACGGUCAUGUCAGGCGCGGCCCCGAUGGGGAAGGAGCUCGAGGACAAGGUGCGAGCCAAGCUGCCGAACGCCAAGCUCGGACAGGGCUAUGGGAUGACGGAGGCGGGCCCCGUGCUGGCGAUGUGCUUGGCCUUCGCAAAGGAGCCGUUCGAGAUCAAGUCAGGCGCGUGCGGAACCGUCGUGAGGAACGCCCAGAUGAAGAUCGUCGACCCGGAGACCGGCGCCUCGCUCCUGCGGAACCAGCCCGGCGAGAUCUGCAUCAGGGGUCACCAGAUCAUGAAAGGUUAUCUGAACGACCCCGAGGCGACCGCGAGAACCAUAGACAAAGAAGGGUGGCUGCACACCGGCGACAUUGGCUACAUCGACGACGACGACGAGCUGUUCAUCGUCGACCGGUUGAAGGAGCUCAUCAAGUACAAGGGCUUCCAAGUCGCUCCGGCUGAGCUAGAGGCGAUGCUGAUCGCACACCCAAAUAUUUCGGAUGCCGCUGUUGUACCGAUGAAGGAUGAGGCUGCCGGUGAGGUUCCUGUUGCAUUCGUGGUGAAAUUAAACGGUUCCAUAAUCACCGAAGACGAGAUCAAGCAAUACAUCUCAAAGCAGGUCGUGUUUUACAAGAAAAUCAAGCGGGUUUUCUUCACGGACGCAAUUCCGAAAGCCCCCUCGGGCAAGAUCUUGAGGAAGGACCUAAGAGCAAAGUUGGCCUCCGGUGUUCUUGCUUAAAGAGGCCCAUGCAGGCAAAGUGAAUGAAACCUCCUAGGAGGGGCCAAAAAUGGAGGGGGCAAAGACAUUUGGAAAUGAUUUGAUCUUUCAUGCUAUUGUAAUGUAUUUGUUCGUUCAAGUCCGACUUAGACAAGUGAUUAAGGCUUGUUUUUUCGGGUUUUUUUUUUAAUGUAUAUUAAUUGCGAACAUCACAAUAUAGUGUACCACGUACUUUGAGCUUGAUGAAAUGACAAGACUGGAAGAACUUCGAAAA